Momordica charantia (bitter melon) is the source of this 1087-nucleotide messenger RNA. Lineage: Eukaryota; Viridiplantae; Streptophyta; Magnoliopsida; Cucurbitales; Cucurbitaceae. The record is from RefSeq and is a predicted model, not a curated record.
GGGCGGGUGAAUUGUCGGGGAGGACCGGCCCCGGGAUGGGUCCACUCAUUUCCGGUGACGGAGAAUUACGUAGUGGUGCCGGAGAUGCCGUUGAGAUACUGUGCUCAGAAUCUGCUGAGGGCGGAGCCGACGCCACUGUACAAGUUCGAGUGGCGGCCGGAGUCCAAAGCCUUCAUGCAUGUCAUGUGCAAAGCUAGUGGAAAAAUUGUGACGAGCGUGGAAGUACCAUUGUACAUAACGUUUCACUUUAUAAACGCAUACGAAGAGCGGGACGAAGAAGGAAGGAUUACGGCUGUGAUYGCAGAUUGCUGUGAGCAUAAUGCCAAUCCCGUAAUCCUCGACAGGCUCAGACUUAACAAUCUUCGUCGGUUCGCUCUCAAAGAUGCUCUUCCUGAUGCUAGGGUGGGAAGGUUUAGAAUUCCAAUGGAUGGGAGUGGGAAUGGGACUCUGGAAGCAGCUUUGGAACCUGAAGAACAUGGCAGAGGAAUGGACAUGUGUAGCUUUAACCCUGCCUUUUUGGGCAAGAAAUAUAGAUAUGCAUAUGCUUGUGGAGCUAAAAGACCCUGCAAUUUCCCCAACACUCUCACCAAGAUUGAUUUGGUGGAGAAGAAGGCCAAGAAUUGGCACGAGGAUGGCGCAAUCCCUUCCGAACCCUUCUUCGUGGCUCGACCUGGUGCAACAGAAGAAGAUGAUGGAGUGGUGAUCUCCAUGGUCAGUGGCAAAAAUGGAGAAGGGUAUGCUUUACUACUAGAUGGAUCCACAUUUGAAGAGAUAGCUAGAGCAAAAUUUCCCUAUGGUCUUCCUUAUGGCCUACAUGGAUGCUGGGUUCCCAAGACAUAGAAUCACUUCAUCAAAAGAAAAAUUAGAAGCAUACUAUAAGGUUGGUAAAUAGGCAUUUACAAUGUAAACAGUGCCAAGUUAAAGAGAGUAAUACAGAACCGUACAUGUGGCAAAUAAAUCUGCAGCCAUGUGUCAUAGUUAUACUCUGUGUAGUAGUAGAGCAGAUUGUAUGUAGCUUGUAGCAGAUUCAUCUGUUCAUCUUUUACCCUGGCCCUGUGAAAAUAAUAAAUACAACUUUGCUUUUGUA